AGUCGGCGAACAUGGCGACGUCCAUUGUCAAUGAAAAUGUUCGGUGGGUGAGCUUAAUGUGUUGUUCAAUUGCUGCUAUUGUAGUUCUUAUUUUACUGCGUCUUUAUUUUACGUUGAAAAAUGUCGGCAAAUGCAGUCUGCCUUCUGAAGCGAAAGAACCCCUGAAAACGAUGGUUAUCAUGGGUUCAGGUGGUCAUACGACAGAAAUGUUACGAUUACUGAGUGGCAUGUCUAACAUGUACUCACCGAGAGUUUACAUCAUUGCGGAUACAGACAAGAUGAGUCAAGAAAAAGUUUUUAGAUUUGAACAAGAAAAGAAUUCUAAAGAAGGCAAAGAGAUACUGUGUAAUGGCCCUGGAACAUGUAUACCCUUAUGUGCUGCAGGUUUAACAAUGACAUUCCUUGGUCUUAAGAGAGUUUAUCUAAUCUACGUUGAAAGCAUCUGCAGAGUUCUAAGUUUAUCACUGUCAGGAAAGAUUUUAUACCAUCUUGCAGAUAAAAUGUUUGUCCAGUGGCCAGAGCUCCAGAAAAUGUAUCCCAAAACAUUGUACAUUGAUAGAAUAGUAUGAGCAAAUGAUGCUAGUUUAUAGGCAUAUACUCUUAAAAUAAUAAUGGAAAAUAAUACAGGAGGUUCUGUAUUGCUGUCUACUUUGGCAGCACUUGGCUCCAUGACAUAAUUUAUUGAUCAUCACUGUCAUCAGAACUGCACUCUUACACUUAAUCCCUGUCAAAUGAAUUAACAGAAGAGCCAUAUUUAGCUGACGUAUGUGUUGGUAUUAAAGGCACUCUCAAAUAUGCUUAUUUCUUAGCAGCAAAGUUACCUGAAAAGAGAAUUGCAAAAAAAGCUAAUUUACUCUAAAAUAAAACAUAAUAAAAAUAAAAAGUCAUAUGUAUAUUAUGAUA
Messenger RNA from Saccoglossus kowalevskii, 903 nucleotides. RefSeq names its product UDP-N-acetylglucosamine transferase subunit ALG14-like. NCBI's taxonomy places the organism in Eukaryota, Metazoa, Hemichordata, Enteropneusta, Harrimaniidae. The record is from RefSeq and is a predicted model, not a curated record. Gene Ontology annotation, biological process: dolichol-linked oligosaccharide biosynthetic process. Gene Ontology annotation, cellular component: UDP-N-acetylglucosamine transferase complex. Gene Ontology annotation, molecular function: N-acetylglucosaminyldiphosphodolichol N-acetylglucosaminyltransferase activity.